This is a messenger RNA of Mya arenaria, 2220 nucleotides long. Its product is annotated as adhesive plaque matrix protein-like. The record is from RefSeq and is a predicted model, not a curated record. The transcript has 6 exons. NCBI's taxonomy places the organism in Eukaryota, Metazoa, Mollusca, Bivalvia, Myida, Myidae. The coding region runs from base 1 to 2220 and encodes 739 amino acids.
AUGGAGGACUACACACCGACCUACAGACAACACCCUGACCUACAGACUACACCCCGACCUACAGACUACACCCUGAUUUACAGACUCCACCUCGUCUUACAGACUACACCCCAACCUACAGAUUACACCCUGAUUUACAGACUCCACCUCGUCUUACAGACUACACCCCAACCUACCGAUUACACCCUGACCUACAGAAUACACCCCGACCUACAGACUACACCCCGACCAACAGACUACACCCCGACUUACAGACUACACCCUGAUCUACAGACUACACCCUUACUUACAGACUACACCCGACCUACAGACUACACCCCGACCUACAGACUACACCAUGAUCUACAGACUACCCCGACUUACAGACUACUCCCCGACCUACAGACUACACCCUUACUUACAGACUACACCCCGACCUACAGACUUCACCCCGACCUACAGACUAAACCCCGACUUACAGACUACACCCCGACUUACAGACUACACCAAGACAUACAGCUACAUCACGAUCUACAGACUACACCCCGACCUACAGACUACACCCUAACAUACAGACUACACCCCGACCUACAGAACUACACCCCAACCUACAGACUACACCCCGAGUUACAGACUACACCCCAACCUACAGACUACACCCCGACUUACAGACUACACCCCAACCUACAGACUACACCCCGAGUUACAGACUACACCCCAACCUACAGACUACACCCCGACCUACAGACUACACCAAGACCUACAGACUACACCCCACUACACCCUGACCUACAGACUACACCCCGACCUACAGACUACACCCUGAUUUACAGACUCCACCUCGUCUUACAGACUACACCCCAACCUACAGAUUACACCCUGACCUACAGAAUACACCCCGACCUACAGACUACACCCCGACCAACAGAUUACACCCCGACUUACAGACUACACCCAAUCCAACAGAACUACACACCGACCUACAGACUACACCCUGACCUACAGACUACACCCCGACCUACAGACUACACCCUGAUUUACAGACUCCACCUCGUCUUACAGACUACACCCAAACCUACAGAUUACACCCCGACCUACAGAUUACACCCCGACCUACAGACUACACCCCGACCAACAGACUACACCCCGACUUACAGACUACACCCCAACCAACAGACUAGACUACACCCCAACCUACAGACUACACCCCGACCUACAGACUACACCCCGACCAACAGACUACACCAUGAUCUACAGACUACACCCCGACUUACAGACUACUCCCCGACCUACAGACUACACCCUUACUUACAGACUACACCCCAACCUACAGACUACAUCCCGACCUACAGAAUAAACCCCGACUUACAGACUACACCCCGACUUACAGACUACACCAAGACAUACAACUACACCCCGACCUACAGACUACACCCCGAUUUACAGACUACACCCCAACCUACAGACUACACCCCGACUUACAGACUACACACCAACUUACAGACUACACCCCGACUUACAGACUACACCCCAACCUACAGACUACACCCCGACUUACAGACUCCACCCCGACUAACAGACUUCACCCCAGCCUACAGACUACACCCCGACCUACAGACUUCACCCCGACCUACAGACAACACCCCGACCUACAGACAACACCCUGACCUACAGACUACACCCAGAGUUACCGACUACACCCCGACCUACAACCUACACCCCGACUUACAGACUACACCCCGACCUACAGACUACACCCCGCCUUACAGACAACACCCUGACUUACACCCUACACCCCGAUUUACAGACUACACACCGACUUACAGAUUACACCCCGACCUACAACCUACAACCCAACUAACAGACUACACCCCGACCUACAGACUACACCCCGACCUACAGACUACACCCCGACCUACAGACUACACCCCGACCUACAGACUACACCCCGACCAACAGACUAAAUCCCGACUUACAGACUACACCCCGACUUACAAACUACACCAAGACAUACUGACUACAUCACGAUCUACAGACUACACCCCGACCUACAGACUACACCCCGACCUACAGACUACACCCCGAUUUACAGACUACACCCCGACUUACAGACUACACCCCAACCUACAGACUACACCCCGACCUACAGACUACACCCCAACCUACAGACUACACCCCGACCUACAGACUACACCCCAACCUACAGACUACACCCCGACUUACAGACUCCACCCCGACUAA